AUGAUGCUUGGAGGGACAUGUUUUGCCCUUUAUCAGCUGCCUUUCUUCUACUUUGGGACCCCGGCAGCCCGCACGAAGCUCCCCUUGGUGUCCCUCAGCAGCUCCCCGCGUUUGAUGGUGUACUUCGGGCAGGAGCAGCGCAGCGAGCGAGAUGUUGGGGGGUCGCAGCCUCGGGAGAGACGGGUCUGCUCCCUGCGCUCAGGUUGCAGCGGGCCGCUGGCUCUUGGGGGAUCUUGUGCCCUUAUUGCACGGCCUGCAGCGAGGCGCUUUGCCACGGCCGGCGGGAAUCCCCUGCGCCCAGCUGCUCCUGGCGCUGGAAGCUCUUCUAUGCAGCCCUGUCGGGCCGGACAGCGCUGCAUAGAACCCCGGGGCGAGGAGCCCGUUCAGGAGGGCGCGCAUCAAAGCGCGCUGCGUGUCCCCACCGGGCCCCCGUCCUCCCCACAGCCGCGCCGGGGCAGAGGCAGCGAGGGGAUCCCCCGGGAGAGCCCGCCGGCAGCCUCCUCCCCCCGCGCCGGCUCCAGCGCCCCCUCCUCCUCCUCCUCUCAGGCGGGCGCUUGCCCCAAGCGGGGAGGGGGGGUGAAGAAGAAAGAGUCCCCCGGCGGGCGGGCGCGCUGGCCGGCGAGGCAGAGAGAAGCCAUUCGGCCCUCUGGACGGACGGACGUGCUGCUGGCCGGAGGAGGGCGAUGCCCCAGAGAGGCUAAAUGGCGCCCCGACGGAACCCGCUCGCCGCUUUCCUCGCCCUCCUCGCCCUCCCAGCAUGAGUUUGACUGUACACAGAAAAGAAACUACUUUCUUUCUCUUUCCUUUCCCCUCUUUCUUGUUCUCUCAGGAAUAUGGUGCUUUAGUGAACUGUUUUUUGCGAAAGAGCCUCAGGACGUAACGGUUGCUAGGAAGGAGGCUGUGGUUUUGGACUGCCAGGCACGAGGCGAAGUCCCCAUCACCAUCACGUGGCUCAAAAAUGGGGUGAAGGUGGCUGAAAAUGAACGGAUCUACACUUUGUCUAAUGGCUCUUUGUACAUCAGUGAAGUGGAGAGCAAACGUGGGGAAACGCUGGACGAAGGACACUACCAGUGCUUGGCUCUCAACAAAUAUGGUGCUAUCCUCAGCCAUAAGGCCCACCUUACCUUAGCCACUAUGUCUGCAUUUGAAAUUCAGCCACUUCCAGUGGAGGCGCAUGAAGGGAGCGUGGCUCGCUUUGCAUGCAAAAUCUCUGCCAACCCUCCUGCCAUCAUCACCUGGGAGGUAAAUCGGACAACCUUGCCAAUAGCCAUGGACAGAAUAACUGCAUUGCCGACUGGAGUGCUACAGAUCUAUGGCGUUCAACAGAAGGAUGCUGGGAAUUAUCGCUGUGUUGCCACAACGGUUGCCAACCGGCGCAAAAGUGUCGAGGCAAUGCUCACGGUUGCCCCAGCCUCCAACAUUAAGCUUUUCCACAAGCCAUCCAUCAUAGCUGGUCCUCAGAACAUCACAACUACCCUGCACCAAACUGUCAUCUUUGAAUGCAUUGCCACAGGGAAUCCAAAGCCUAUUGUUUCCUGGAGCCGUUUAGACCAUAAAUCCAUUGACGUUUUCAACACUCGUGUGCUGGGGAAUGGGAAUCUCAUGAUCUCGGAUGUGAAAGUACAGCACUCUGGAGUUUACAUCUGCCGUGCUACAAUUCCUGGCACGCGCAACUUCACCACCGCAAUGGCAACACUUGUUGUGCUAGCUCCCCCUUCAUUUGUGGAGUGGCCGGAAAGCUUGACGAGGCCUCGAGCUGGCACAGCUCGUUUUGCCUGCCAGGCAGAAGGCAUCCCAGCUCCCAGGAUGUCCUGGCUGAAGAACGGGAGGAAGAUCCAUUCCAACGGCAGAAUAAAAAUGUACAACAGCAAACUGGUGAUCAACCAGAUCAUCCCUGAAGAUGACGCCAUCUACCAGUGCAUGGCCGAGAACAGCCAGGGCUCCAUCCUGUCCAGGGCACGAUUGACGGUAGUUCUUUCCGAAGACCGGCCCAGUGCCCCUUGCAAUGUCCACGCAGAAACUAUGUCAAGUUCAGCCAUCCUUCUGGCCUGGGAGAGGCCACUUUACAAUUCAGACAAAGUCAUCGCUUACUCAGUGCACUACAUGAAAGCAGAAGGUUUAAAUAAUGAAGAAUAUCAAGUUGUUAUUGGAAACGACACAACACAUUAUAUUAUUGACGACUUGGAGCCUGCCAGCAACUACACCUUUUACAUAGUGGCCUACAUGCCGAUGGGAGCUAGCCAAAUGUCUGACCACGUGACACAGCACACCCUGGAAGAUAUACCUCUGAGAGCUCCUGAGAUCAGCUUGACAAGUCAAAGCCCCACAGAUAUUCUCAUCUCCUGGCUGCCGAUUCCAGCCAAGUACCGGCGAGGACAGGUCGUCUCGUUCCGCUUGUCAUUUCGACUCAGCACCGAGAGCGUCGUCCAGGUUCUGGAGCUCCCAGGCACAACCUACGAACACCUUUUAGGGGGCCUGAAGCCCGACAGCAUCUAUUUGGUUCGUAUCUCUGCAGCAACUCGGAUUGGCUGGGGAGAGGCCUCCCUGUGGACUUCUCAUCACACGCCGAAAGCCACGAGUGUCAAAGCACCAAAAUCUCCCGAGCUGCGUCUGGAACCCCUGAACUGCACAACGAUCACAGUCAGCUGGCAACAAGAUUUGGAGGACACGGCAGCUGUCCAGGGCUACAAAUUGUACUACAAGGAAGAAGGCCAGCAAGAAAAUGGUCCAAUCCUGCUAGAGGCCAGUGACUUGACACACACCAUCAGUGGCCUGGAUCCCAGAAGGAAGUACCAUGUCAGACUCCUGGCCUAUAACAGUGUGGAAGAAGGCUACCAGGCAGAUCAGACAGUCAGCACUCCUGGAUGUGUCUCUGUCCGUGACCGAAUGGUCCUGCCUCCACCACCACCUCACCACCUUUAUGCCAAAGCAAACACCUCUUCUUCCAUCUACCUGCACUGGGGACGACCUGCAUUCACCUCUGCACAAAUAAUUAACUACACUCUCCGCUGCAACCCUGUAGGGCUACAGAAUGCGUCCCUGGUCCUCUACCUCCAGACCUCAGAAACUCAUAUGAUGGUUCAGGGACUGGAGCCAAGUACUAAGUAUGAGUUUGCAGUUCGGCUACAUGUGGAUCAGCUCUCAAGCCCUUGGAGUCCUGUGGUCUACCACACGACGCUUCCAGAAGCACCAGCUGGUCCUCCGCUGGGAGUGAAGGCGACUCUGAUAGAGGAAGACACAGCCUUGGUUUCCUGGAAGCCACCCGGUGGUCUUGGCACUGUCAUAUCACGUUACACAAUCCUCUAUGCAUCAAGGAAAGCUUGGGUCGCUGGCGAGUGGCAAGUCCUGCACCGGGAAGGAACUAUAACAAUGGCCUUGCUGGAGAACCUGAUGGCAGGAAACAUCUACCUCAUUAAAAUAGCUGCAUCCAAUGAAGUGGGGGAAGGGCCUUUCUCCAACGUGGUGGAACUUGCUGUCCUACCAAAGGAAGCAUCGGAAUCAAACCAAAGACCCAAACGCUUGGAUUCAGCAGACGCUGACACAGCUAAUUCCGGCUAUUACCAGCUGGACCAGAAGUCGAUGACAGGCAUCAUUGCAGGUGUCUGCAUUGCCCUGACGUGCAUCUUGAUCUGCAUCCUCAUCCUGAUCUAUCGCAGCAAAGCCAGGAAAACGUCAGCCCCCAAAAGCAUCCAUCAAGCGUCCCACCAGCACUCUCACAGCAGCAUCUCUUCCAUGGCUGCCAAUGAGGUGGGCAAGAGCAUAGAAGACCUUGCUGAGAAUGAGGAAUCUCUACAGCCGAUGAUGGUCGGAAGCAGUUUCCUGGAUGCCAAGGGUGGUACCAGUCUGGUUAUAAACAGCUAUGGGCCAAUUGCAAAGAAGAGCUCUAAGAAAUGGCUCUUCUUUCAAGACUCUAAGAGAGUGAAGUCAGAAGAGACCCAGAGACGUUUUACAAAAGCAGUGUGUUCGUAUCAGUCGGGCACUGCCGUCCUCAUUGGCAAAGAUGCCUCCCCAGAGCAAAGGCCAAACUACCAGGCUGCGUACAGCAUUGUUGCUGACACAGAGCAUUCAGCAAACAGUGAAGAAAGCCACGAAACUGGCGAUUCUGGAAGGUUCUCUCAUGAGUCCAGCGAAGAACUUCACCUCUCUGCGGGUGUCAGUGCUACUCCAGUGACCCCCAAUUCCUUUGCAGGCAGUGCCCCCGUGUGUCCGCUCCCGAGUGCCUCUGAAGAGCCUCCUGACCAAAGUCCGCCGCCACUUCUCCAGCUGCCGCCUGCAGGACAAAACUGAGCCUGCCAUCAGAGCGGCGUGUGUGUCUGUGUCUGUGUGUCUUUGUGUGUCUGUUCAAAGGACAAUGAACAAAGAGCCAAAGCUUUAAGUGGGAACCCUGAGUGGCCAACAGGCGAUCCCGCAAUUCUGUUGACCAUUUUUGUUUUUUUUUAAAAUGUGUUAAAACUCACGCUUUUUGAAUGUUCAGUGCUCAACAAUGUGAAAGGAAAGUACGGAUUUCUGAGUAGAGCGAAGAAGAGAAGUUUUUAUAUAUCUAUAUAUCUAUAUAUCUAUCACUGGAGCAAAGGUGAUCCCUUUGCUUGAAUAUCUACCUCAGUUUGCCGGGUGGCAUUACCUCAUUUUUUUUUGUGUUGAGAGUUGGUCUCGGCUACAUAACUGACGAUAACUUCCUAGUAGUCCCAUGUAUUUUCCCUCCAUUUUAUGUGUAGGGUGUGAAUGUGUGUGUGUGAUCCAAAGGAGUUGUGUCGGCAGGUGAGCAGGGAUGUUCAGCUGAAGCUCUGGCUUUGAGGAAAAGGCAGGGGGAAGCCUCUCCAUGGGGCAGGAGCAGAGGACCAGGGCCAGACUGGCAUCUGGAAGGAGGGACUCUGACUGCAGCCUUUUCUGCCAAACCCCCUAGAAGGUUGCCUAGGGAGGGAGCCCAGACUCUUAUGACUGCUUCACAAGAGGCCAGGGCCUGUUGAGUUGUUUUGCCUUCAGGGCUGCAGCCCUGGGAGGGGGCCAGUAAAAGCCAGCCCCUGAGCUCCCAAAUACUGAACCGCUUUCCUUUUGAGACUUGAGGGUCACAUCUCCCUCCUCAUUCCCCCAACCUGCCUCAGACAGUGCCUUCUUCUUCUGAUCACAUCCGCUGAGCAUUUUUUGGUCAGGAUAUGCUGUGGUGAAUCGCUCGGGCCCAGCCGUUAUUCCCUAUUCCUUGACUUGCGCCCACCAGGCAGGUAAUGCUAAAAAUGGAGUGUUUCCUCAUGCUUCAGAGCAAUGGUGCCUUUCACUAUAUAGAUAUCUUACGAAAUCACUGUUUUGCCUUAUGCCUUUUUUAGUAUUCAUGAAGUUGCUUCAGAGAACAGAAAGAUGCCUUAAAUGUGCUCUGCAGGUUGUGGGGUGCAAAGGGUCUCAAGUGCUCAGAAACACUUCCCCUAGGUCUGUUUCUGGCCAGUUUUGAGCUCCCCAACCCUGCUCAGGGCUCCUUGCUUCAGAUUCAGAUGCUGUGAUUCCUGCAUUGCAGGGGCUUGGACCAGAUCCCUUCCAAAUCUACAAUUCUAUGAUUCUAUGAAGAGUGCUAGGUCCUUCCACAGGCCAGCUUGAGCUCUGCCAAGGCCUCUCUUAGAGCAAAGGAGCCAGAGACUGAGCUGAACAGCUUCUCAGAAGAGGGGGGGCAUCUGUUUCUGCCACCUCAUACCCACACAACUCCUGUUUUAUACUACCUCCUUUUAAAGUUAUUCUAGUAUUAUUGUUUUCCUGUACUCAGGGCGCAGUUUGUUACUUUUUAAGCUGUCUUGCAGCAAUGUGAGGCAAACUGACAGGGUAUUGUGUAUUAUUUUGUUUUUAAGUUUGGGAGAGAAUGCGAGAGAGUGAAUGAGAAAGUGAGUGAGUGAGUGAGAGAGAGGGCUAUAUUCACCAAAGUUGGGAGCCAGUCAAUAGAGAUCUCCCCCUCCUCUCCCCCAAUCAGAAUUCAUUUCUUUUUCCAAAGAACACAAUACUGGCAAUUAACUUCCCAGGGCAAUCCCUGGUUCUGUUGCGGACAGCAAAAAAAAUGUCCACUUGUGCCAUAUUAAGAUGGGAGUCAGUAUGCAGGUAUGUUUGGGGAAGAGGAGGGGGAACUAACAAGUCUAUCCCCACCUACCCUUUCUCAUUUUUCUUUGGUGAAUUGGCCUAUGUAGAUCUUUAGAAUGCAGGUGUAUGUUUGCUAGCGCUGUACCAGACAAGACCUGUUCACCUUUCACAAUUUUCUUGACGCAAAGGCUUUAAAGAUGAUAAUAAUCUUGUACCAAAGAAUUUUCUGUAGAAAAGAAAAGAAAGCUGCAUAUUUCCCCCCCAAAAAAAUAAUGGUAAUUGAGCUAGUUAAAACUAUAGGUUUGCGUACAUUUUAUUACCUAAGUAGUUACUAACCAAAAGGAGGAGAGAACCAAACGAGAAGGGGCCUCUAUGGACUGUAGGAAUUUAUGGUCCAAAUUAGCUCUACAAUGUUAACUAUCUUUCUUGUUACAAAAGACAGCCUUUAAAGAAAAUUGAAAUAAGACCUUUUCAGCAUAUAAAAUCUCCAAAGACUUCCAAGUGUAAUUUUGUUUUCCUUUUCUUCAGCAACUAAGCUCUUUAACAGUCCAGUAUUAGAUACAUUAUAAUAUUUUUAAAUGUGUUUAUAUAUAAAUAUAUAUAUAUUUACUUGCUGAAGAAAAAGAAACUUUUCUCACCAAAGAUUUUAUUUUUGGUCUCAUUGGACAAAGCUGUGUCGGGCACAGUGGAGAGUGCGCUGCUUGAAGCCAGGAGACAAAGACAUGAAACUCCUGGCAUCCUUGGCGAGCCUCUUAGCAAUGGCUGAUAUGCCAAGGUAACCAUUUUCUUCUCCCAAAGACUUGUUUGCUGUGAAGUACUGACACUUUUUGACCCCUUCCUGAUGCUGUUGGGUGACACCAAUAGAUCCCCCCUCCUCAGCAGUUUCAUGCCAAAGACCCAUCAAGCUCCACGGCCUUUCUGGGAAUAAUCAAGAGGAGCAGGUGCGGCUGUGGGAACCAUAGUAGAUGGUGGCUGCCAUUUUGGGGCCCUUAGCCUGGAAGAUGCUUCGUGAUCUCUCUUGACCUGAGCAUUUUAGACUGUGAUAAGGUUGUGAUAGCUUUCAUGUUACACGAGACUCUGCGAGGCCUUCACAAAGAGCUCUAUGAAAAUCAAAAGUCUGCCUGCAUUCGUGUAGGCAAAUCUUGGCUCAUCUACUAGUUUUACCUCACACAUGUCUUCUACUGGAAUUCUUGUCAGUGGGUUAAUUGCCUCAGUUUCCAAAGAUAUCCAGUUAACUAAAGAGAGUGGCUUUAUCCACAAGGUGAUCUGCCAGUAAAGAAAUAGCUUUUAUUCAAUUACUACUUAGCAGCAAAUGAAGAAAAAAACCAAAGAUAUUUAAGGUUACCUCAGUAUAGAGGCAUGAUGUGUUAGGUAGGUCUCUUUGCCUUUU
Zootoca vivipara (common lizard) is the source of this 7444-nucleotide messenger RNA. NCBI's taxonomy places the organism in Eukaryota, Metazoa, Chordata, Lepidosauria, Squamata, Lacertidae. The record is from RefSeq and is a predicted model, not a curated record.